Messenger RNA from Xyrichtys novacula (pearly razorfish), 5816 nucleotides. The record is from the annotation of a GenBank genome assembly. NCBI's taxonomy places the organism in Eukaryota, Metazoa, Chordata, Actinopteri, Labriformes, Labridae.
AUGAGCGAUAACGACAAAGGAUACGGCGAGCAGGUAUGUGUGAAGCGCGUAAAUUGUUGAAAAUUGUGUCAUAUAAUGGAGCUAAAGUCUGACUGACGCGUUUAAUACACUGACCGACUGACUGUCCUCACGUUGUGUUAGCUAAUGUUAGCUAGCUUGCUCAAUUUUCCUUUCGAUACCUGCAACUUGAUUAUCAUCGACAUCUCAUAAUCCAGUCAGCAUGGCUAGUUACUUGAGUGUGCAUAUAUAACUUUCAAUCGCCCGGGGUUAGCCAUAUAGUUAUAGCCAUGGUAUUCCUUUUAGUGAGUUUGUCGUUGUUAGCAACCUAACGCUGACUUUAGCUCGACAUGAGUUGCUAACGUUAACCGUGCCCUGGGUAUCUGUGUAAGGAGAAACUGUAAAUUCAAUAUUGUGCUGAUGCUAACCUCAGCCAAUCAACCAACUAUGUUUAAAAAAUCUCUUGAUACUCAAAGUCAUUUAUGGGCUAUACUUUGUCAAUGUGAUCAUGUGUAAUACAGAGGUUUUAUUUGUAAAGGGUUUUAAACUUUACUUAGAUGCAACAGAUGAUCUGUAGAAACAGAAAGACUAUUUUUAUCGUCGAUGGUAACGAGAAUUUAAUGCUCAGUAUAUUUGGAAUUGUGUGAGAGUCUUUACAUUCAGUAUAAGCUCAUUCACAGCAGUACUUAUGGUUAGAUCUACAUUGUUGUGAAUUGAGUCAGGUCAUGGUGUUUACCGCCAUACUGAGUACUACAAUUGAUGUUAAGAAACAAACACAAUAGUUCCUAUUUCUUUUCGUUUUACCACAAGACCGGCCUCAAGAUUUCUGCUCUCUCAUUUGCACAACAAGCUGAAUUAAACUUUGUGUGACCCCCCCACCAGUCACCUGAACUUACAUGUAAGUUAACACAAUUUGCAAAAUCUGGACCCUAUAGCCUGGAACCAAGGCACAAUAUCCUGUUAGUUAACCACAGUAGAAGAAGUGUGAUGAAUUUGGGGUGAAAAAUAGCACUGUUGGACGUAGUCUUACAGUUUGGGUAUUAAAAACUAAAUGCUUUACAGUAAAACUGCUUUGCUGAAUUGGCCAGAACUUUGCUACUCCCAACAGUGCCUGUGUCUUCUUUUUUUGAACAAUUGACAAUUUACAUCUUCCAUAUUUAACAUAUUUGGCUUUCUAGCCAUAAAUGUGCAAAAAACAGAAGUAUUUACAAUCAAACAUGUACUAUUAUUAGCAUGGCAUAAAAACAAUAUAAGAAAAUAAGAAUACAAGUGAAAAACAAUUCUAUAAAAUAAGGUUUGGGGAUGAAUUAAGAACCACUACGAUACACCCCCUCCCACCCAGUCUCUCCUCUAUCAUAUACAAAUCAUAAAUUGACGAACCAGUGUUUUCUGAAUUCAGAAAGUAUCAGUGCUUGUGAGGCUAGUUAAAACAAAUGUAUGAGCAGCAUCUUGAGGCCAUUGGUCAUAUAUUAGAUAUUUAGGCAAACGUAAAACUUUGACUCUUCAAAAUUGGUUAGCAUUGGGGUUUUAUUGUGGGAAAGAAUCACUAACAGUGGUCUGAUACACACUUUAUUGAUUCAUGCAGCCAUGUAAAAACAAAUUUAAAGGAUGAUGUAUUGAAGAACAACAGAAUUAAGUUUUUGGUAGUCAUAUUUUCAAACUUGUCAAAUGUUUGCACCCAUUGCAAAUGCUUGCAACUUGUCACACUGAAAGUUGCUGAUGAAAUAAAGCUGUAAAUUUCAAACCACUGUAAGUGAAACACUUUGGGUAUUUAUUGUGUGGUCUUAAACAUUCCAAUGCAUGUCAUAACUUUUGAAAAUUGAAAUGAAAUGGAAAAAGUUGAAUGAGGGUUAAGUUUUUAUUGUCGUCAUAUAUUCUUCAUCCUUUUCUUUUUCAUUAAGGUUAAGUUCGGACGAAGAAAAUGCAGAAGAAGUCUCACAUCCACUUAAUUUUCAAUAUUAUGAAGCUCUGAUGUGUGAAGCUCAAUUGUUUGGUGCAUGCUAAAACAUGAGGAGGGAAGAAGUGUGGGCUGUGUGUGAGAUGGGGGAAGUAAGAAGAAGUAAGACAAUUGAAGAAAGAAGAAUAAUGUGAAGUAAUGAAGUUACUGAAAUGAAGUUAAGGAAGAAAGUAAUCUGGAUAAGGUCACCACUCUAAGUAAUUUUCUGGUCUAUUUGUCAUAUGCGUGCAUGUUUUCUUUGCUGACUACAACACACUAGAUUCAAUUAUCACAAUUUCUACACAACUGAUAAGUUUUAAUAUGUUGACAUGUACUUAUAAACAUACUAAAUGUAAUGAUAUUUUAUCAUUUAAAGCUACAAAAAUAGAAUUAACCUGCAUUCCAAAUCUACACUCCUAAUUUCUAUUCUUUCUCUACCUCUCACAGGGUAGUAUUAAUUCUUUGCUACAUAAAAUAUUUUAGGUACAUUUUUAAAUUGAACCACUGGUCUGUGCUAAAAACUCUUGUCCUGGUGUGUGUGGUUCGUUCAGGAGUCUCGCUCUGCAUCCAGGAGCCUCAGUCCACGGGGCUCCGGGAAGUCGGCAAGCCGCUCCCCAGCCCGCUCUCCUGCACGUUCAAAAGAAGGAUCCCGUCACUCUCGCUCCAAGUCUCAUUCUCGAUCGAGGUCCAAAUCCAGGUGAGUGAGUGAUACCGUUUUAAAGCCUUUGGUGACAAAACACAUCUUUAACUGUAUUUUGAUAUUUCUUUGACCUGAAAAAUGAAUUCCAGUGACAGAUUUUGACUGAACUGUCUCUAUGGGCUCUAGAUAAGGGAUAUUUGCAUACCUAUGCUUUAAAGCAUCUAAUCAGGAUGGAGAUACUUUUCAGUUAUCAGCUGGAAAAUGCAGAGGAAGCUGUUCCCUUUUGUUAAGUUGUAAACAAACAUUACUUCAUACCUACUAAUAUUUGCACUCUGUCCAUCCUCUUGUCACAGAUUUGGUUCUCCUCCUCUCAUCUGUAAAUUAAAAUGUCUGUUUUCCUCCAUUUGUUUAUGCAUUUAAGUUGAGUCUAAAAAUAUUUUUUUUCCCAGUAAAAUUUUCAUAUCUGAAGCCCAUCUUUUUGACAAAUGUUUGAAUGACUUAAUAAUUUAUCAGGAUAACUCCUCACAGAUAACUAGAUGAGUACUGUCAAUGUUGUGGUGGUGGUUGUUGGUUGUAGCACAUCUGCAGGAGUAGCUGUGCUUUUCCAUUGUCAAUGUCUUAACCUUUGCUGCAUGUAUUUUGCUGUAAUUAAAUUUUUUUUAUGUAAUGAUUUAACUAAUUUGUUUAUUUAUUAUUUGAAUUCUUCCUCUUCUUAUCAUUAUUAUUAUUAUUUUAGCCUUUUAUUUAUUUACUUUUAUAUUUUCUUCUAUAUAUCAAUAUCAUUACCAUAAUUAUUAUUAAUAUUUUUAGGGAUGUAGGUAAGAAUUAUGGGGUCUGUUCUGGGAGGGGGUAGGGUUGGGGUGAAAUUUGAAGUUCUAUUGCUGUUAUUGAAGUUGUAUACUGUUUAUGAAAAAAUGUUAAUGAGUCAAUUGCAAAAAAAAAAAAAUAAUGUCUCAGUCUCAGCCAUACUAACUUCUGUUUGAUAGACAGGAACAAUGUAGGCCCACUGAAAGCAAACUGACACAGUUGAAAAUGUGCCCCCUACUCUGCUGGUUUGCUGCCAGGAGCAUGUAGUCAUACAAGCCAGGCUAACAGUGCCGCUUUUCAAAUCUUUUACCGUCAAAAUAGCAUAAUCCACCAUUCUAUGCUGGUAUCAAAGUUAAGCAGGCUUGUGGUAUGCCGUUUGGAUUGAAAAUACAAGUCUGGAUGAGUUUAGCCAAAUCAGUGUCUUGCAGUGGGUCUGUCCUUUGGGAUUGCAGGAGGACCUACACACCAGUAACCUUCACUGUAGGAAUGAAACUUGUCAAAGGAGGGCUGGGUCAAACCGUUCUCUUCUGAUUUAGGUGUUUACAUAGAGCUUUUGUCUGUUCAGGCUAUUCAGGUCAGUGGUGGUCCAUUUAGCGUUAUUUUAGUCUUGUAGCAACUAUGUGGGUUAAAAUGACUCUUCACAGGUCUCAUUCUCGUUAUGGAUCCCGCAGACGCUAUAGCAGAUCUCGCUCCCGCUCCAGGUCCUACCGCCGCAGAUCACACAGCAGGUCCUACAGUGGAGAGCGCCGACGCAGGAGCCACAGCCGCUCGCCCAUGUCCAACCGUCGCAGACACAUUGGCAACCGUGUAAGUGUGGAGUGAAAUGUAUGCAUACAUAGCUAUGUUUUUGGUUUUGUAUGAAUAAUAAGUUGCAUAAGAUCAUAGCAGGAACGUCAUCUCCUUGAAAUUGCAGGCUAAUCCAGAUCCUAACACCUGUUUGGGAGUUUUCGGCCUGAGUUUGUACACCACAGAGAGGGAUCUGAGGGAAGUCUUCUCUAAAUACGGGCCCCUGGCAGACGUCUCGAUUGUGUACGACCAGCAGUCCAGGCGCUCUAGAGGCUUUGCUUUCGUUUACUUUGAAGGCAAAGAUGAUGCUAAGGAGGUACGGGGAUAUAAGCAGACAAAAAUCCAGCUUUAAGUCUUACUUUUUGACUCUUCAUGAUCUUAACCAAGUAAUUGUGUAUUCAUUCACUGUCAGGCAAAGGAAAGAGCGAAUGGCAUGGAGCUGGAUGGCCGUAGGAUCAGGGUCGACUUCUCCAUCACAAAAAGACCUCACACCCCAACCCCUGGAAUCUACAUGGGUCGGCCCACAUAGUAAGUGAUCAAAAUCACACUGAGAAGAAUGCUUGAAACUCAAAGUGGUCAUUUCCUGUUAGAGGACUUUUUUGAACUAUCUUGUAAAACAGUGUAAAAGUUAAUGUCUUACCAGACAAGUAUCGAGGAUUUUUAGUUAUCUGGGUCAUUGUGUUACCUAAUCUACCACUUAACUGCUCUUGAGUCAGCAUCAACAUUAUCAUAAGACUGACAGCUUUAUAUUUAUUUCCUUUGGCCUACUGCAUGUUUAUCUAAAGAAAACAAGUUCUGGGUAGGUAAAAGAAAUCAUGAAGCAGUGGGGGUAACCAUUCCUCUCUCUCCACAAUUUUUUGUGUUUUUUUUAUCAACAGUCAGUCACUCAGCCUGUCAGUCUUUGCCCAUGUGAAGUCAAUCCUAUACUGAUGUCAAAAAGACAAAUUAAUAAACUGGAGGAGAGAUCUUACAGCUUCUUAGUGCAUUCUUGUUUAAAACUGCAAAAUACUGAAUCAGAAAUUAAGAUUUUCAAAAAGCUAGGAAAUGUUUUUUUAUUUUUUUUUUGUAGGCUAUCUAGACAUGGCUGAGCAGUCCCACUCAAACAGAAUGUUAGAUGCAGAUUUUUAACUCUAUUUUAUUUGGAGUACCUUUUGCUAAAACAUGAACAAAAACCUGAAGUGAUAAGAAAGUAGAAAUUACAUUUCUAAAACAUAAACUGACUUCUGUGCAGCGGUGGAGGUGGCCCCAGUGGUCCACGACGCAAUUCACGUGACUAUGACCGAGGAUAUGACCGUGGGUACGACAGAGGCGGUUAUGAUCGCUAUGACGACAGGGACUACUACAGAUCAUACAGGUGGGUGUCUUGAGUGUUUUAGGUGCAGUGCUGCACACGCACGAUGGCUGUCCAUUUACACUAUUUCCUUGGCUCAUUUAGAUGAGAAAAUAAAAAUGACAAACUACUAAUGUUUUCUUGUUCCAGAAGGCGAUCUCCAUCACCAUACUAUAGAGGGGCUUACAGGUCUCGCUCCAGAUCACGGUCCUACUCUCCACGUGAGUCCUACUGUAGAUAUUAACAGUUUUAAUUCAGGAACUCAACAGGUUGCAAUGUGCUGAACGGUGAAUCUGUUUUGUCUUCCAGGUCGUUAUUGA